GGUUAUAUUACGGUACUUCAAACGGACAUGAGAAUGGUCCAACAUGUUACGUUGUGGAAGCAGGCUUCGCAAGUUAAUGGUUUGUUCCAGCUAUUUCAUAGUUUGAAAAAAGACUGCAUUUUGAAUCAACUUAAACAAAAUUUGCUAUCACUGCCAAACUGCACAUUUACAAACAUCAGAAAUGUACAUAGACAGUCAAAGAUUCCUCAGGGUCUGGUAUAUUUAUCAACAUCAAAUGACGUUUUUUCAAAUCUAGCAUUUGAAGACUGGGUACAUGAUAAUUUGUGCCUUACACACACAAAUAUUCUGUUUCUAUGGAGAAAUAAACCAGCUGUUGUGAUUGGUCGACACCAGAAUCCAUGGAGUGAGUGUAAUAUUCAAAAAUUAGUUGACAACGAUAUACAAUUGGCAAGGCGACGGAGUGGUGGAGGCACUGUAUAUCAUGACCUUGGAAACUUAAAUUGUACGUUCUUUACUGAAAGAAAUCAAUAUAAUCGUCGACAUAACUUGGAGCUGAUGGUGGCGGCGCUUAGAGCAAAAUGGCCGAGCAUCCAGGUUUCAAUUUCUAAUCGAGAUGAUUUGCUGCUUGAUAACUUUUACAAAAUAUCCUUCAUUUGGUUAUGUGCUAAGAGAAUAUAUGCUUUAAAAUGA
Messenger RNA from Anneissia japonica, 651 nucleotides. Its product is annotated as lipoyltransferase 1, mitochondrial-like. Gene Ontology annotation, biological process: protein lipoylation. The transcript has 4 exons. Gene Ontology annotation, molecular function: lipoyltransferase activity. The coding region runs from base 28 to 651 and encodes 207 amino acids. Gene Ontology annotation, cellular component: cytoplasm; mitochondrion. The record is from RefSeq and is a predicted model, not a curated record. Lineage: Eukaryota; Metazoa; Echinodermata; Crinoidea; Comatulida; Comatulidae.